Manis pentadactyla (Chinese pangolin) is the source of this 2061-nucleotide messenger RNA. RefSeq names its product DDB1 and CUL4 associated factor 13 (gene DCAF13). The transcript is spliced from 11 exons. Gene Ontology annotation, molecular function: protein binding. Gene Ontology annotation, cellular component: small-subunit processome; nucleolus. Gene Ontology annotation, biological process: maturation of SSU-rRNA from tricistronic rRNA transcript (SSU-rRNA, 5.8S rRNA, LSU-rRNA). The record is from RefSeq and is a predicted model, not a curated record. Bases 89 to 1426 code for a protein of 445 amino acids. Lineage: Eukaryota; Metazoa; Chordata; Mammalia; Pholidota; Manidae.
GCUAGAAGAAGCGGAAAUAGCUCGUGCCGGAGCAGGGUGGCGGAAGACCGGAAGCAAGAAGGUUGUGGAGCCUGGGAGAACUAGCAAGAUGAAGGUGAAGAUGCUGAGCCGGAACCCGGACAGCUAUGUCCGCGAAACCAAGUUGGACUUACAGAGAGUUCCAAGAAACUAUGAUCCGACCUUACAUCCUUUUGAGGUCCCACGAGAAUACAUGAGAGCUUUAAAUGCUACCAAACUGGAACGGGUAUUUGCAAAACCAUUCCUUGCUUCCCUGGAUGGUCACCGAGAUGGAGUCAAUUGCUUGGCAAAGCAUCCAAAGAGCCUGGCUACUGUCCUCUCUGGGGCAUGUGAUGGAGAGGUUAGAAUUUGGAACUUGACUAAACGAAAAUGUAUCCGUACAAUACAAGCACAUGAAGGUUUUGUACGAGGAAUAUGUACUCGCUUUUGUGGGACUUCUUUUUUUACGGUUGGUGAUGACAAAACUGUGAAGCAGUGGAAAAUGGAUGGACCAGGCUAUGGAGAAGAGGAAGAACCAUUGCAUACAAUAUUAGGAAAGACAGUAUAUACAGGAAUUGAUCAUCACUGGAAAGAAGCUGUUUUUGUCACAUGUGGACAGCAAGUAGACAUUUGGGAUGAACAAAGAACCACUCCUAUCUGUUCAAUGACCUGGGGAUUUGACAGUAUAAGUAGUGUUAAAUUUAACCCAAUUGAGACAUUUCUCUUGGGAAGUUGUGCUUCUGAUAGGAAUAUAGUACUCUAUGAUAUGAGGCAAGCUACUCCUCUGAAAAAGGUCAUCUUAAAUAUGAGAACAAAUACAAUUUGUUGGAACCCUAUGGAAGCUUUCAUUUUUACUGCAGCAAAUGAAGAUUACAACUUGUAUACUUUCGAUAUGCGUGCCCUGGACACUCCCGUAAUGGUACAUAUGGACCAUGUCUCUGCAGUGCUUGAUGUGGAUUAUUCUCCCACUGGGAAGGAGUUUGUGUCUGCUAGUUUUGAUAAAUCUAUUCGAAUAUUUCCUGUGGACAAAAGUAGAAGCAGGGAAGUCUAUCACACAAAGAGAAUGCAGCAUGUUAUCUGUGUAAAAUGGACUUCUGACAACAAGUACAUUAUGUGUGGAUCUGAUGAAAUGAACAUUCGUCUUUGGAAAGCUAAUGCUUCUGAAAAAUUGGGUGUGCUCACAUCACGAGAAAAAGCAGCCAAUGAUUAUAACCAGAAGUUGAAGGAGAAAUUUCAAUAUCAUCCUCAUAUAAAACGUAUUGCUCGUCAUCGACAUCUACCAAAAUCGAUCUACAGCCAGAUUCAGGAACAGCGCAUCAUGAAAGAAGCUCGUCGACGAAAGGAAGUGAAUCGUCUCAAACAUAGCAAGCCUGGAUCUGUGUCCAUUGUGCCAGAGAAGAAGAAACACAUAGUGGCGGUUGUGAAAUAAUAUUUGGUAUUCCUACCAGUCCUGAUGUAUAAUUAUUAAUUACAUUUUGACUUGCAAACUCUACAAAUAAAAGUACUGGCACUAGUAUAAUAACGAACAGUUCAAUUAUGUGUGUAAAGCUUUAUUGUUGCUCAUUUUAGCUACCCUGAAAAAUUAUCCUUAAAGGUGGCCUGGUUGAUAAGACUGUCCAACAUUUUGUCCUUGAUUUGCUUUAUUUCACUGAAGAAUAUUGUAUUAACAAACUAAUUUAUUUUUUGCUGUUAGAAAUCACAGAUAUACUUUUGUUCUCAUCUGUUGUUACAGGCCCUGUACAUUUGAUUUACAUUUAAGACCAAACAUCUAUUUUGUUACCUUAAUAUUACUUUUGGUAAUUAUUGCAAUGAUUCUUCCUAUGAUUCCACAUGACAUAUAGAAGAAUUAUGCCAGAACUUUAAAAAAUUACAUUUAUUUUGUGUGCUUUAUGUUUGGAUUUUUGAGACUAAAGAUGAUCAGCCUACAUUUAUAUAACUUCUAUAAAUUACAAGUUAUGGUCGAGUCAAGAUAAUAAAACAUCCUUUUUCCUCAGCAUUGUAACUUCGAUCCAUUUCUACUAAAUAAUUUCAACUAUCUAUUCAACAAUAAAUAGUUCUGUGUGA